CGUGCGUAGCCACCACUACUUGGUUCCAGUUCACCAGCACUAGCCUAGAUAUCUUGUUCGCAACACACUACAUUUAUCUCUCUGUGUGACUCGACAAGAUGACGUCCUCCAACAUGGUCUCAAUCAUUGAGGAUAUCGUCGCGGCUGGAAAGGCGUACGAGGGCAACAGGGCUGGAUCUCGUGAGACGCUGAUCGACCUGAGUUACGCACUUGCCGGCAAACUCGAAAUUCCAAGCGAGUUUCUCCAGAGAACCUUUUGGGCCGAACCAGCGAAAUCGGCCAACUGCCGGACUGCCGUUCGCCUCAACAUCUUCCAGCACCUCAAAGAUGCAGGCGACGAAGGCCUCAGCGAUGAGGAUCUAGCAAAGAAGACGGGAGUGGGCAUCGACCUGCAUCUGCUGCAACGUUUAAUGAGACACCUAGCAGUUUUUCAUGUUGUGUCGUUCACAAAGGGAAAGUGGUGCGCUACAGCUUUGAGCAACGGUCUCGCGGAGCAGAAUUACCAGAGAAGCAUUGAAUUCUGCUAUGAUUCGGGGAUGCCCUCGUUUUACAAAUUCCCCGAAUACUUCAAGAACAAUGGAUAUAAUCUCCCAAAGUCCGAUACCGAUGGACCAUUUCAAUAUGCUCAUAAGUCCCAGAUAUCCUUCUUCCCCUGGAUAGAAGCCAAUCCACCCAACCUUGCCAACUUUGCCACGUUCAUGUCUGCAUACAGAGCGGGCAAACCAAACUGGUUUGACCCGGGCUUCUAUCCGGUGAAUGAGCGCCUUAUUGAGGGAUUCGAUGCUUCCUACAGCGAGGUGCUGCUCGUUGACGUGGGCGGCGGCCGUGGACACGACAUGGUCCAUCUUUCAGCCCAAUAUCCUUCGCUUCCCGGAAAACUAGUUUUGCAAGACCAAGAACCUGUCAUCGCCAGCAUUGGCAUCCAAGACCCGCCGUUCGAGGCUCAGGUCCACGACUUCUACACGCCCCAACCCAUCAAGGCUCGCGCUUACGCUCUGCACUCGGUUCUGCACGACUGGGGUGAUGAGCAAGGUGUACAAAUCCUUGAGAAUCUCAAGCCGGCCUUGAAGACGGGAUACUCCCGCGUGCUUCUCUUCGAGAUUGUCGUGUCCGAGGACCAACCGUCGCGUGCAGCCACGACGAUGGACAUGCAAAUGCUGGCUCACGUGUCUGUUGGCGAGCGCACAGAGAAAGACUGGAGAGACAUUAUUGAGAGACGCGCAGGUCUGAAAAUCACUAAUAUCUACAUCUAUCCUGGUGUUGCUGAAAGCCUCAUUGAGGCAGAACUGCCUGGCAGUGGAACAUAGGGGUAGAUGAUCCACCACGGAGAUAGUCAGGGAAUGGAGAAGAGAAGCAACCCAGGCUUGUGUGCUAGGUCAAAACAAAUCGCGUUAAAACGGUACAAAUAAGAACGCAGGUUAGGCAUCCAGGAGUGACGUAGGGAUAGCAUAGAUACAAACACAAACGUUCAGCCCCAAAUAUAGUACGUCUUACUGAAUGUCAUGAGGCCGAGGAGGCACCCGUCAUAGCAACACUGUACUAUGGCUAGAAAUUAGAGACAAAAGUAACUAUAAUACAGC
Pseudomassariella vexata is the source of this 1580-nucleotide messenger RNA. Its product is annotated as putative O-methyltransferase. The transcript has 4 exons. The record is from RefSeq and is a predicted model, not a curated record. Gene Ontology annotation, molecular function: O-methyltransferase activity. Bases 99 to 1307 code for a protein of 402 amino acids. NCBI's taxonomy places the organism in Eukaryota, Fungi, Ascomycota, Sordariomycetes, Amphisphaeriales, Pseudomassariaceae.